This is a messenger RNA of Propithecus coquereli (Coquerel's sifaka), 4182 nucleotides long. It is a transcript of the gene USP8, whose product is annotated as ubiquitin specific peptidase 8. The record is from RefSeq and is a predicted model, not a curated record. Lineage: Eukaryota; Metazoa; Chordata; Mammalia; Primates; Indriidae. Gene Ontology annotation, molecular function: cysteine-type deubiquitinase activity. The transcript has 18 exons. Gene Ontology annotation, biological process: protein K48-linked deubiquitination; Ras protein signal transduction; endosome organization. Gene Ontology annotation, cellular component: cytosol; dendritic spine; midbody. Bases 195 to 3479 code for a protein of 1094 amino acids.
CAAAUCGGGAAAAGGGGCUGAACUGGGCUGGCUUCCGUGGGGAUAGCGAAGGCUAAAUCUCCCUCGGGUUGUUGGGAGAUGGACCUUUGGCGAAGAGGCCUGCGUUGAUGAAGCGCGUUCGGCGCCACGGAAAGAACUACUUUUAAUGAAAUGUACCAUCCAUGGUGAAAGUGGAAAAGUGAAGAUUAUUCAUCAUGCCUGCUGUAGCUUCAGUUCCUAAAGAACUCUACCUCAGUUCUUCACUAAAAGACCUCAAUAAAAAGACAGAAGUUAAACCAGAGAAAAUAAGCACUAAGAAUUAUGUACACAGUGCCCUGAAGAUCUUUAAGACAGCAGAAGAAUGCAGAUUAGACCGUGAUGAGGAAAGGGCCUAUGUGCUAUAUAUGAAAUAUGUGACUGUUUAUAAUCUUAUCAAAAAAAGACCUGAUUUCAAGCAACAGCAGGACUAUUUUCAUUCAAUACUUGGACCUGCAAACAUCAAAAAAGCUAUUGAAGAAGCCGAAAGACUCUCUGAAAGCCUUAAACUAAGAUAUGAAGAAGCUGAAGUUCGUAAGAAACUUGAGGAAAAGGACAGACAGGAGGAAGAACAGCUCCAACAACAGAAAAGGCAGGAAACAGGAAGAGAGGAUGGUGGCACAUCGGCUAAAGGUUCUUUAGAGAAUGUAUUGGAUUCCAAAGACAAGACCCAAAAGUCUAAUGAAGCAGAUAAGAAUUUAUACUGUCUCUCUCAAUUCCAAGGAUCAGUCACAGCAAAGGAACUAUACACAAUGAUGAUGGAUAAAAACGUCAGCUUGAUUAUAAUGGAUGCUCGAAGAAUGCAAGAUUAUCAGGAUUCCUGUAUCUUACAAUCUCUCAGUGUUCCUGAAGAAGCCAUCAGUCCAGGAGUCACUGCUAGUUGGAUUGAAGCAAAGCUCCCAGAUGAUUCUAAAGACACAUGGAAGAAGAGGGGGAAUGUGGAUUAUGUGGUACUUCUUGACUGGUUUAGUUCUGCCAGAGAUUUACAGCUUGGAACAACUCUACGGAGUCUGAAAGAUGCACUUUUCAAGUGGGAAAGUAAAACUGUCCUGCGCAAUGAGCCUUUGGUUUUAGAGGGAGGCUAUGAAAACUGGCUCCUUUGCUAUCCUCAGUAUACAACAAAUGCUAAAGUCACUCCACCCCCACGAGGCAAGAAUGAAGAGGUGUCUAUCUCAUUGGAUUUUACUUAUCCUUCGCUGGAAGAAUCAGUUCAUUCUAAACCUACUGCCCAGAUGCCACCUCCUCCCAUAGAAAUAGAUGAAAAUAUAGAAUUGAUAAAUGAUCAAGAUGAGAGAAUGGGACCACUGAAAAUAUUAACUCCAGUUGAACCAAUUGCUGCUUCUAAAUCUAAUGUUUCACCCAUAAUUCAGCCAGUGCCUAUUAUAAAGAAUGUUCCACAGAUUGAUCGUACGAAAAAACCGGCAGUCAAAUUGCCUGACGAUCAUAGAGUAAAAUCUGAAAGUACAGAUCAUGAGCAGCAGUCUCCUCAGAAUGGAAAAGUUGUUCCUGAUCGUUCCACCAAGCCUGUGGUUCCCUCUUCCACUGUCAUGUUAACAGAUGAAGAAAAAGCCCGUAUUCAUGCAGAAACUGUUCUUCUAAUGGAGAAAAACAAACAAGAAAAAGAACUUCGGGAAAGGCAGCAAGAGGAACAGAAAGAGAAACUGAGGAAGGAAGAACAAGAACAACAAGCCAGAAAGAAACAAGAACCUGAAGAAAAUGAAAUCGCAGAGAAGCAACAAAAAGCAAAAGAAGAAAUGGAAAAGAAAGAAGGCGAACAGGCUAAGAAAGAAGAUAAAGAAACCUCAGCAAAGAGGGGCAAAGAAAUAACAGGAGUAAAAAGACAAAGUAAAAGUGAACAUGAAACUUCUGAUGCCAAGAAAUCUGUGGACGAUAGGGGGAAAAGGUGUCCAACCCCAGAAGUGCAGAAAAGGUCAACAGGAGAUGUGCCCCAUGCAUCUGUGACAGGGGAUUCAAGUUCAGGCAAGUCUCAACGAGAGCCUUUGACAAGAGCACGAAGUGAAGAAAUGGGCAGGAUCGUACCAGGACUGCCUUCAGGCUGGGCCAAGUUUCUUGACCCAAUCACCGGAACCUUUCGUUAUUAUCAUUCACCCACCAACACUGUUCAUAUGUAUCCACCGGAAAUGGCUCCUUCCUCCGCACCUCCUUCCACCCCUCCAACUCAUAAAGCCAAGCCACAGAUUCCUGCUGAGCGGGAUAGGGAACCAUCCAAACUGAAGCGCUCCUACUCCUCCCCAGAUAUAACCCAGGCCAUUCAAGAGGAAGAGAAGAGGAAGCCAACAGUAACUCCAGCAGUUAAUCGAGAAAACAAGCCAACAUGCUACCCUAAAGCUGAGAUCUCAAGGCUUUCUGCUUCUCAGAUUCGGAACCUGAAUCCUGUUUUUGGAGGAUCUGGACCAGCUCUUACUGGACUCCGUAAUUUAGGAAAUACUUGCUACAUGAACUCAAUAUUGCAGUGCCUAUGUAAUGCUCCACAUUUAGCUGAUUAUUUUAACCGAAACUGUUACCAGGAUGAUAUUAACAGGUCAAAUUUGUUGGGGCAUAAAGGUGAAGUGGCAGAAGAAUUUGGUAUAAUCAUGAAAGCCUUGUGGACAGGACAGUAUAGGUAUAUCAGUCCAAAAGACUUUAAAAUCACCAUUGGGAAGAUCAAUGACCAGUUUGCAGGAUACAGCCAGCAAGAUUCACAAGAACUGCUUCUGUUCCUAAUGGAUGGUCUCCAUGAAGAUCUAAAUAAAGCUGAUAAUCGGAAGAGACAUAAAGAAGAAAAUAAUGAUCAUCUCGAUGACUUCAAAGCUGCAGAACAUGCUUGGCAGAAACACAAGCAGCUCAACGAAUCUAUUAUUGUUGCACUUUUCCAGGGUCAAUUCAAAUCCACAGUACAGUGCCUCACCUGUCACAAAAAGUCUAGGACAUUUGAGGCCUUCAUGUAUUUGUCUCUACCACUAGCAUCCACAAGUAAAUGUACAUUACAGGUAAGUUUAAGACAGAGAAUGAUUUGUUGGAUAACAUCUUUGUACUUAAUGGAUUUUGUGGUCCAGGCUAAAAAUCUGGAUGCUGACGAAAGAGUGAGGGUUCAUUUGGAUGUCUUUCUCCAUCAGAAUAAUUGUUGUAAUAUUUUCUUCUGCAGUUUUUCCUAUGAUGGCAGAUGGAAGCAAAAAUUACAGACAUCUGUGGACUUUCCGUUAGAAAAUCUUGACUUGUCACAAUAUGUUAUUGGUCCAAAGAACAAUUUGAAGAAAUAUAACUUGUUUUCUGUUUCAAAUCACUACGGCGGGCUGGAUGGAGGCCACUACACUGCCUACUGUAAAAAUGCAGCAAGACAGCGGUGGUUUAAGUUUGAUGAUCAUGAAGUUUCCGAUAUCUCCAUUUCGUCUGUGAAAUCUUCAGCUGCUUAUAUCCUCUUUUAUACUUCAUUGGGACCACGAGCAACUGAUGUAGCCACAUAAAGAGACAUAGGUUAUAAGCUAGUUAUCUUUUAAAAGUCUCAGCAACACAACUCUUGAAAUGCUUAUAAAGACAAUGGAAAGCUGUAGCCGGCCACUUAGAGGAAUCCUAGGACAGUGGGAGCUGUGUUACUAGUACCAUAUACUUCGGGUCAGUGCUAUUAUCCAACACUGACAAAUAACAUUUAACAAGUAUUGCAGUAAGCAUCCCUUACAGGUACCAUUUAUUUCAAAACAACUUUUUUAGUCUGCUCCAAAGUUAAAAUAAUAAACUAGCUAAGCAUUAUUAUUCUACUAAUCUCAAAAACAUUGUAUCCCUUUUUUUCCCUUUUCACUGUUAUGGCCUUUUUACAUUUCUAAAUCCCAGCUUGAUGUACUAUGAAUACUCCAGAAUGAUGUAAAGCAGAUAGGCAUGUAUGUGUACAUAAUUAUUGCACACUUGCACAUCAAAUCGAUGUACAUGGUUUAACAUGUGGUCCUUUUCUGAAGCCUAGAACUCAGAGGAUUGCUUUUUUUUUUUUUUUUUUUUUGGCCUAUUCUGAGUAACUGCAGUGCUUUCUUAGGGAAAUGACAGGGCAAAGCUAUUUUUCUGUUGGCUUUGGGCUGUAUUUGUGCACUAAAUCUUUAUUCUAAAAAAUAAAUGGAAACUUUCUUUAAUUCUUUUAAACUGAGAAUUUCAUUUACACCUACAUUAAAAUCUUUAAUG